AUGGGCAUCAAAGAGUGGUGCAAUUCACGCAGCCAAAGCAUCAGGUUGGGGCAGCCUUACAUGUCAAGCAAUUACAACAAGCCUGAUCAGCCGGGGUGGCAAAGAUUUUGGAAGAAAUUCAAGAUGGACAAGAAGAAGAAAAGUUUCAGUUCUAGCACUGUCACGCCGCAGGCAGCUUCUUAUGAUCCAAAAACAUAUUCGAAAAAUUUCGAUCCAGGGAUGGGAUCGAUGGAGCCGGAUAACUUGUCCCGGUGUUUCUCAGCUCGUUUUGCUGAUCCAUCCAUGAUUUUGCAUAAGAAUAGGAACUUACUGGAUUGA
Prunus armeniaca (apricot) is the source of this 318-nucleotide messenger RNA. NCBI's taxonomy places the organism in Eukaryota, Viridiplantae, Streptophyta, Magnoliopsida, Rosales, Rosaceae. The record is from the annotation of a GenBank genome assembly.